GGAGAGCACAGGAGGAGAGGCGUGUGGUGGGGAAGCCAGCAGGGAAACAUUAGCCCUCGUUUUUUUCUCGUAGCUCACUAAUUUUCUUGUUUAUUCCCGGGACCGCUGGCGACGCGCAGCCAAGCCGGGACGCACCGCUCGAACCCAGGACGCACGACCGGUAUGAUGGAUAGAUAGCAGAAGGACGAAGAGGAAGAGAAGAGAAUGUCGUUCUUUGGCAUGGACUGCGUCAGGAAGAAAGAGAGAGAGCUGGAGAGGAAACUCCGCGCCAACGACCGCGAGUACAACCUCUCCUUUAAAUAUGCAACGAAUGCCAUCAAGACUUCCAAAUACAACUUCUUCACCUUCCUACCUCUUAACCUGUUCGAGCAGUUCCAGAGGAUUGCUAAUGCCUACUUCAUGUUUCUCCUGGUGCUCCAGGUAAUUCCUCAGAUCUCCUCUCUGUCCUGGUUCACCACUGUCGUGCCUCUGGUUCUUGUGCUGUCAGUCACCGCUGCCAAGGAUGCCACUGAUGAUAUCAAUCGCCACAGGAGUGACAAUCAAGUCAACAACCGAAAAGCUGAAGUCCUUAUUGAUAGGAAACUACGUAGCGAGAAAUGGAUGAACGUUCAGGUGGGAGACAUCAUCAAGCUGGAAAACAACCAGUUUGUCACUGCUGACCUCCUGUUGCUCUCUAGCAGUGAACCUCUCAACCUGGUGUACAUUGAGACGGCAGAACUGGAUGGAGAGACAAACCUGAAAGUGAAACAGGCCCUGACUGUGACAGGAGACCUGGGAGAUGAUAUUGAAAAACUGGCCGACUUCAAUGGCGAGGUACGCUGCGAACCCCCCAACAACCGCCUGGACCGCUUCACGGGAACGCUAACCUACGCUGGUCAGAAAUAUCCACUGGACAACGAGAAGAUCCUGCUGCGAGGCUGCACACUGAGGAACACUGAGUGGUGCUUUGGACUGGUGCUGUUUGGAGGUCCAGAGACAAAGCUAAUGCAGAACUGUGGGAAAAGCACGUUCAAGAGGACCAGCAUAGACCGUCUGAUGAAUGUCCUAGUCCUUUGUAUUUUUGGUUUCCUGGCCAUCAUGUGUACCGUCCUGGCAAUAGGGAACUACUUUUGGGAGCUGAACGAAGGUUCACAGUUCAUAGUCUUCCUGCCCAGACAAGAUGGCAACAAAGCUGCCUUCUCUUCCUUCCUCACAUUCUGGUCUUACGUCAUCAUCCUCAACACUGUGGUUCCCAUCUCUCUCUAUGUUAGUGUGGAGAUCAUUCGACUGGGGAACAGCUUCUACAUUGACUGGGACAGGAAGAUGUACUAUGCACGAAAUGACACCCCCGCUGAGGCUCGCACCACCACACUGAACGAAGAGCUCGGCCAAAUCAAAUAUGUCUUCAGUGACAAAACAGGGACACUCACGCAGAACAUCAUGACCUUCAACAAGUGUUCUAUCAACGGCAAAUCUUACGGUGAAGUGUAUGACUACACAGGUCAGAGACUAGAAAUUACUGAGCACACAGACACAGUGGACUUCUCCUUCAACCAGCUGGCUGACCCCCGCUUUGUGUUCCACGACCACGCCUUGGUGGAGGCGGUGAAGCUGGAGAACCCAGAGGUCCAUGCCUUCUUCAGACUGCUGGCUCUCUGCCACACCGUCAUGGCUGAGGAGAAGAAAGAAGGUGAGAUUUUCUACCAGGCCCAGUCUCCAGAUGAAGGAGCAUUGGUAACAGCGGCCAGAAACUUUGGAUUUGUCUUUCGCUCACGUACACCAGACAGUGUUUCCAUCAUGGAAAUGGGAAAGCAGUGCAGCUAUGAACUCCUGGCCAUACUGGAUUUUAACAAUGUCCGCAAGAGGAUGUCCGUCAUAGUUAGGAGUCCAGAGGGGAAGCUCUCUCUCUACUGUAAAGGUGCAGACACAAUCAUCUAUGAGAGGCUGCAUCAGUCCUGCAGCAAGCUGAUGGAUGUCACUACAGAUCACCUUAAUGAGUUUGCAGGGGAGGGCCUACGGACUCUGGUGCUUGCCUAUAAGGAUUUGGAUGAGGAGUAUUUCAACCAGUGGCAACAGCGUCACCAUGAGGCCAGCACUGAUCUGGACGACAGAGAGAGCAAACUGGACCAACUCUAUGAGGAGAUAGAGAAGGAUCUGUUGCUGCUAGGAGCAACAGCCAUAGAAGACAAGUUACAAGAUGGAGUACCUCAGACUAUUGAGCAGCUGUCCAAAGCUGACAUCAAAAUCUGGGUUUUGACCGGUGACAAGCAAGAAACUGCAGAAAACAUUGGAUACUCGUGCAACUUACUGCAGGAGGAGAUGAACGAAGUCUUCAUCGUCUCAGGCAACUCACCUGAGGAUGUCAGACAGGAACUGAGAAAUGCACGGACCUCCAUGAAACCAGAUGCAGUGGAGGAUUCAGUCUUUCUGCCAGAAAGAACUCUGGGUAAAAGUGUGAAAGUGCUCACAGACGAGGUAGUGAAUGGAGAGUAUGGCCUGGUUAUCAACGGACACAGCCUGGCAUAUGCCCUCGAGCACAGCAUGGAGCUGGAGUUCCUGAGGACGGCGUGUAUGUGUAAGGCAGUGAUCUGCUGCAGGGUCACUCCUCUGCAGAAGGCUCAGGUGGUCCAGCUGGUCAAGAAGUACAAGCAGGCAGUCACACUGGCCAUAGGAGAUGGAGCCAAUGAUGUUAGCAUGAUCAAAGCCGCUCACAUAGGGGUCGGCAUCUCAGGUCAGGAGGGCAUGCAGGCCGUGCUGUCCAGCGACUACUCCUUCGCCCAGUUUCGCUUCCUGCAGCGCCUCCUGCUGGUGCACGGCCGCUGGUCCUACCUGCGUAUGUGCAAGUUCCUGCGCUACUUCUUCUACAAGAACUUCACCUUCACCUUUGUCCACUUCUGGUACGCCUUCUUCUGCGGCUUCUCUGCACAGACGGUGUAUGAUGAGUGGUUCAUAACACUCUACAAUCUGAUGUACACAGCACUACCUGUACUGGGAAUGAGUCUGUUUGAUCAGGAUGUGAACGACGUGUGGAGUUUCCAGCAUCCUCAGCUCUACGUUCCUGGUCAACUCAACCUGUACUUCAGCAAGAAGGCUUUCUUCAAGUGUGCCCUCCACAGUGUCUACAGCUCCUUGGUGCUCUUCUUCAUCCCUUACCUAGCCAUGUGCAACACUGUGAGGGAUGACGGGAAGGACGUCGCCGACUACCAGUCCUUUGCCCUCCUCACCCAGACAUGUCUGCUGUUUGCCGUCAGCAUCCAGUUGAGUUUUGAGAUGACUUAUUGGACAGCAGUGAACACUUUCUUCGUGCUGGGCAGUCUGGCCAUGUACUUUGCUGUCACAUUCACCAUGUACAGUAACGGCAUGUUUCUCAUGUUGCCAUCAGCCUUCCCUUUCAUAGGAGCAGCUCGAAACUCUCUGAACCAGCCGAAUGUUUGGCUGACGAUCCUGCUCACCUCUAUCCUGUGUGUCCUUCCUGUGGUUACCUACCGCUUCCUGUUGAUUCAGCUCUGCCCCACCAUCAAUGAUAAGGUGAUGUUCAAGGUGAGACAAGCCAAAGCAACACCUCCCCCUCCAACUCGACGCACCCGCAUCCGGCGCACAAGCUCCCGCCGUUCAGGUUACGCCUUCUCGCAUGCGCAGGGAUACGGGGACCUUGUGACAUCGGGACGGUUCCUGCGGCGUCCUGCUGUUUCACGUUCUUCAGGUUUCACCCACAUUGGUCGGACAACAACAGGGUUCAGUCCCAUGGGACGAUCAGCUGGAUACAGCCCGACAGGACGUCUUCAGAAUGCCAAGGUCCCGGAUGUGGAGGUGACAUCACUGCAGAUGUACAGGACUAUCAAGGAUCCGGCCCUCUGACUGUAAAAUGUAAUUUCAACAGGACAGCUGUAUGCCGGUGGCUCCCCUUUGUCCAUUUACCAUGAAAAAUUUGACUGGGCUUUCCAGAGUUCAUGUCAAAGAUUUUUCAUGCUCUGUCUCUCUGCCUGAUGAAAAGUACAUGACUUUUGCUCCAGGCGUUUUGGUUUGGUUAUAAUGGUUUUUUAAAGGGAACUACAGCAAAAUGUGUAGCCACUUCUGAUUGGUGUACGGAUCACUUUCCUUAGAUCGUGAGUGUUCAUGUAAACCUUUCAUGUAAAGCAUGCCUUAGGCAGAGCCAACGGAGGUCUGACAGAUGACAUCUUAUUGACACUAGAAACAGUAACAGGGUUAUUCAUUUCCAGAUAGGAACUACCACAGAAGGACAAAGUGUCAUCAUGUUUACAGACUACCCAGAUUUUUGUAACUCUGGGAGUCCAGCUGCAGCAGGGCUUUGUAUAGAGGAUGUAAUCAGCAAAGCCAUAUUGCAUGAAAUCAUUUUAAUUUUGUAUCUGGCGUGUCUUUUUAAAGCAUUUUAUUUUCCUAUCUUGAAAACUGUACAGGCAGUUAGCACUUUGGCAGCACCAUGUGGCGUGGGAGAUAACUUAAUGUUUGAAAGAUGUCUCUCUCCCAACAAACAUUGUCUCAGUGGCUUAUGGGAAGAGAACAUAUGCAAAGAAAACAUCCUGCUUUUGUUGGACAUUUUUAUUCUUGAAUUUUGUACAACUUAAAUUAAUUGGAAAAAUUAAGGAAAAAACAGAGUCAUUGCAGAAGGGGAUGCUAUGUAGCAGCUCCAAUUUUUGAUUUACACUUAAAACAUGGGGGCAUUUAAGUAUUCAGUAUUCAGUACUACUCCGCAAUGAGACAUACUUUAUACUUUUAGGGCCUAUAAAUUGUAAAAAAAUAGUUUUAUUAUUGGUUAGAAAAUAAUGUAUUAUUGCUUUACAGAUGACUAAUAAGAAUAUUAAGAAGAACAAUGUUCAGACUGACAGAUUGUGAAGGCUGUAUAUAACUUUUUAGACAACUCCUCAAUGCAUCUUGACAGGUUAUUAUGCGGAGAGAAACCUGCAACUCUUUAUUUAUAACAGCAGACCUGAUGGCUAAUUAUGCAGUCAGUCAUGAAGGUAAUUUUAUAAUAAUUAUAAUUAUAUUUAUAAUAAUUUUCUCACUAGGCUUACAGAUAAAAUUAGGAGUAAGUAAUAAGGGAGUUCCUACAUUAGAGUAAUCCAUCAAGUAUAUGAAAAACAGAUCAAUUAAUCAAUCUAAUAAUAAUAAGCUAAUAAGUUAAUAAUUAGCAUGGGUAUUAAACAACCAGACUUGCAUGUCUUUGGGCUGUGGGAGGAAACCAGUCCACAGGAUUUUUCACAACCUGGCAACCCAAACGUUGCUCUUUCUGAUGGCUUAUUCCUGAUCUGUCUUUAUUUAUUCAUUAUUCAUAAAGCCAUAACUUCUGAGUAAUAAACAAUUUAUAAAGAAUGUCUUAUUACAAAGUGGUACCAAAUCUUCUACAGUGCAGCUUUAUAGGAGCAUACAAUGUGCCUCUGUGUUAAUGUCUUGGGUUUACAUUUUGACUAGCAACUACAAGUCUAAAACCCCUUUCAAGUCUUCUGUAUCAUACACAGAGAUAUCCAGGUCAUGUCUAGAUCCAGAUGAGAUGGAUUAUAGUUCAGUACCUGCACCAGAAUGUGCCCUAAAUGCACAUUUAAGUGAUCAAGCUAGUUGAAGCACCCCCCCAUCGAUGUUUUAUUCAGUCUGCGACUAGAGAAGUGGAGCGGCCCUGUGGCACGUAACCUGAAUCCAGAGUUAAAAACAUUGUCCGAGUUGUUUGCUGUAGGAAAAUCAACCACAUCUCCUUGUAUUUGGGAGGUUUGUGAUACUGUACACGCAUUACAGUACAAAGUUAACUGGAUGAUCCUUUUACUCCAUUCAGGAACACAAGCUUGCAUAGCUAGCUCAUCGUUUGUAGUGGUCUUCGACCACUUCGUGUAGAGUGUGAACAAGGCCGUAUAAAACACUGCUUAGAUAAUUCCCAUGAGUUAUUAAUUGGGCAGCAUGAAACCUCAAUAAUCUGUACCUCAUUUUAAAAUCUGUUUAUCAGAUACUGUCGUUUCGGAAUUAUGUCAAAAUCAUGUAUCUAUGUAUGCUUUAGCAACAAGCUCGCUAUUGUAUGUGUGACAAUCAUCAGGGUGGUUAGCAGCAUAUCUAGUCAGCAAAUUAAAAAUGCAGUGUAUCUUAGCUGUUAACUGGCUUAUUUCCAACAUCUUUCUCUUUGUUUGCGGUAUCAGCUUACUGAAAAUAUGACCCAGCGUAAAUAUUUAAUAUUAAAAGGAAUGGAAUUUCCUUUAUUAUGCAACACAAUUGGACAAUUAGAAAGUUCAAAAAUGUUUAUGCAUCCCAAUAUUAGAAAUAUUCAUAAAUGAAAUGAUUUUGAACUUGUCAUGUUUGUUAUUUCAGUACAACCUGAGGAUGACUUCUAUAGUUCUGUGGGAUCAAUAUUAAUUUAUUAUCUGGUGUGUGAAGAUUUAAAUAGUCCAAAUGUAAUCCUUUUUAUAAUUGUACAAUAAUAACAUUUGAUAAUUGCCCACAUUGGCCAAUAGAUAUGCAAUUACUGAUUUUAUUCAUUCAUGAAUUUUUCAUCAUCAGUUGAAUUUAAACCACAAGCUGAUGGAUGGCUUGAUGUCGUGAACUUGUUGAAGUUUGUAUCCAAACAUCUGUCACAAUGUGAUUCAGUUGGUCGUUGCCCAGAAUUGAAUGUAAUAACCACCUCACCCCGCUGGUGGACCAAAGUUAUUUUUGAGGACUUCUCUGUUGUACACUAAAGUUUGUUUCUUAUUUUUUACUGGAAAGUGUUUUAUAUGGAAAUAUAAUAAGUUGGAAUAUGCAAGAAGAAACAUUUAUUGCAUGUUUGUAAAACUGUUGCUGUGAUUGGAUCUUUGCCCAAUUGUUUUGUUUUUUGAGUUUACCUCAAACUCUUGUUAUAUCAUUUCACCGUUUUAAAGAGUGGUCUGGUAGCUAGUCCAGUUUUGUUACCAGUUUCAUUGUGCUGGAGACUGUUUCAGAAAUGCUAUUUGUGAGCACACAGAUCCAGAUGGUCACGGCAAAUAGCAAAUAGCUUUUAAAUGCUCAUGUAUGGAUCACAAAUAUGUAAUUUGUUAUUAGUGAACAAGUUGCAAAUUUUGCAAAUUUGGUGAAAUUAGCACCUAAAUGACAUUCAACAGAGCUCAGUCUGCAGUAUUAAUGCAGAAUAAAAUGAUGACGAAUGGCCACUUUACAGUCCACUAAUGUAUUGCAAGUGUCUUCAGUAUUUCUGUGGUACUGUUGAAAAUUAUUUGUAGCCAUAGUGAAAACUUUAGAUAUUUAUCAUUAUAUUACAACCAUUGUAUCUCUAGUCCUGAUGACUGAAAUAAUAACAGUAUAAGGCAUUGUCAAUAACUAUUGCUCAAACAUGACAAAAGAAAUCUAGUGAUUUUUCUUACUGUUUUUCCUGAUAAGCAUUUUGUAUAAUUUUGUACGUUUUUACUGCAAUAAAAAGAUCUAAAGAUCAAA
Messenger RNA from Larimichthys crocea (large yellow croaker), 7380 nucleotides. RefSeq names its product probable phospholipid-transporting ATPase IM. Gene Ontology annotation, molecular function: magnesium ion binding; ATP binding; ATPase-coupled intramembrane lipid carrier activity. Gene Ontology annotation, biological process: Golgi organization; phospholipid translocation. The record is from RefSeq and is a predicted model, not a curated record. Bases 205 to 3837 code for a protein of 1210 amino acids. Gene Ontology annotation, cellular component: trans-Golgi network; plasma membrane. The transcript is spliced from 28 exons. NCBI's taxonomy places the organism in Eukaryota, Metazoa, Chordata, Actinopteri, Sciaenidae.